Molecule: messenger RNA, 408 nt
Organism: Episyrphus balteatus (marmalade hoverfly)
Lineage: Eukaryota; Metazoa; Arthropoda; Insecta; Diptera; Syrphidae
Product: peritrophin-1-like
Exons: 2
Coding region: 33-299 (88 amino acids)
Cellular component (GO): extracellular region
Molecular function (GO): chitin binding
Source: RefSeq, a predicted model, not a curated record
UUUUGCAAUAAAGUUUAUACCUAGCAAUAAAGAUGGCAAAAGUUUUCUUAAUUCUAACAAGUUUGUUACUGUGUAUUGUUUUAGUUGCUGCAUCUGAAUCUGAAGUUAUUUGCCCAUCAUCACAAAGUAACAUUGAUAUGGCUGUACAUUUACCUUCGCCUACAAGUUGUUCAACUUUUUACAAAUGCGAUCGGGGAGUUCCAGUGUUGCAAAGGUGUCCACCUGGUUUGCAUUUUAACAAGUUUACUCAGGGUUGUGAUUUUCCACUCUCAGCUGGAUGCAAACUGGAAGAACAAUAGUUUGCUUUUGUAUAAGCUCUGUUACUUUUUGUGUUGUACGUUUUUCUUUUAAGAUUAAUGAAAUAACAAAAUAAAAACAAACAAACUAAUUAUUAUUUUUGUUUAAGAA